Molecule: messenger RNA, 312 nt
Organism: Colletotrichum higginsianum IMI 349063
Lineage: Eukaryota; Fungi; Ascomycota; Sordariomycetes; Glomerellales; Glomerellaceae
Exons: 2
Coding region: 1-312 (103 amino acids)
Source: RefSeq, a predicted model, not a curated record
AUGGCGCUCAAACGGAAUCGCGUCCAGACCCUGGGUGUCCGACUUCGGCUUGGCAAUGGCCGUCCAUCGUUUGAGCCCGAAUUCAUCAGCUUCUUUCACAUACAGGCUGAUCUCGACGUUCUGCGAGAGAAUAUUGAGAGGAUCGGCACUGCAGGGUACCGAGUGGUGUCUCAAAUCGACGACGCCAUUGCGCGCAUCGAAGACGAGGUUGAGAAACUCGACGCGACCACGAAAGGACAGCAGAAUGACAUCGACCAUAAGAAGGCCGACCUGAACUCUCUCAGACGAGAAAAAGAAAUCCCCCAGAAUUAG